This is a messenger RNA of Morus notabilis, 2338 nucleotides long. Its product is annotated as WD repeat-containing protein 91. The transcript has 16 exons. Gene Ontology annotation, molecular function: protein binding. NCBI's taxonomy places the organism in Eukaryota, Viridiplantae, Streptophyta, Magnoliopsida, Rosales, Moraceae. The record is from RefSeq and is a predicted model, not a curated record. The coding region runs from base 256 to 2214 and encodes 652 amino acids.
UCCGUGAAAAGACAUCAGAACCUCCCUUCAGCAAUUCCGUCAGGUAAAAUCCGCUAUAAAAGCCCUCGAAAUCUGAAUUUCCCAAACCCUAGAUCUCUCAAAACGCCUUCCUAAUUCUCUGGAAAUAUAUUCACAUGAACAAAUUUUGGAUUCUGCGUUGUGAGAAUUUUCAAUUUGUUCUUCUAUAACCCUAGGAAAUGUUGGAACGAUUCGUUAUUAUAAUCCCAUAAGGAACUGAAUCCCCAAGCAACGAAAAUGGAGAAUCUGCAGUACGCCGAGGAGCUGGUGAGGGAAUUCCUCGUCUUCAGAGGAUUUACCAACACUUUGCAAGCUUUUGACUCCGAACUAUCGACGGAUAUCGGAAAAGCGUUUCAAGUAGACAAGAUCAUAGAUUUGAUUUUCUCGGUGUAUGUUCCUAAGUUUCAAGCCGAAAAGUUGUUGGUCGUUCUUCUGAAUUUCUUCAAGCGUUGUCUUUCUUCGUCGUCCGAGAGAGUAUUUAUCGACACUUUGUGUAAAUUGGAGGUUUCCAUUUUGCGGUACUACAUUGUUUAUGCUGUGCAAUCUGGGAGGAAGGACAAAGUUGUGGAGUUUUAUGGGAUGAAUGGGGAUGAGAUGAUGCAAAGGAACCAGGAUUGGACUCCAUGGUUUGCUAUUCCAUAUGUGAAGAAUCCGAGCUCGGAUCCCAAAUUUCGAACUUAUUUCUCAAGGGAAUGGUUUGAUGCCUUGCAUCUUUCUGUGAGGAAUUUCUUCAGUGCAAUCUUCAAUGGCACUCGCAUCCCUGCCCUAUUGAAGAUCAGUUCUGAGAAGAUUGCUGUCAACCGUCUAAAGAAAGACAUCAAGCAACUUAAUCUUAAGUUAUCUGAACUUCAGGCUUUGUUGGAGGAAAAGGAGGCUCAGUUAAGCCAGCUAAGGAGUAACGUUUCAUCAUUCACUGAUGCAAACAUUGAAAAAGCCCAGAGUUCAUUAGGUGUCGUGUAUGAGGAAAAUCUUCGUAUAUCCAAAGACACUCGGGAAAUCUGUUCUUCUGACACUCUGCAGGUCGGUGAAACCGAGCUAAACAGAGAAUGGGCUGUUGCUGCUUCAGUUGGAAAUCAAGUAGACAUUUCCAUGUCAAAGUCUGGUUACAGUUUAAGUUCUUCAUCAAGUCCAAGGGAUGGUGGCAUUUCUGAUAGCAGUCCACUGUUGGACAGCUCCCACGAUGAAAAUGGCAGGGAAAGCCAUGUAGAAGAAUUACAUGAAGUUAAAGUUGACUUUCAGGAGACAUUUCUGGGUCACACCAGUCCAAUCAGUCGUUGCCACUUUUCUGCCUCAGGGAACAACAUAGCCAGUGCUUCUGUGGAUGGCACUGUCAGAAUAUGGACAUAUGACUCAUCAACUUCAGCAUCUAGAAACGCAACCAUUUAUUGUGGAGCAGAGAUCAUGUCACUUGACUGGGAGUGUAAAUCUGACAGAUUGCUUCUCAUAGGCACUGCUGACGGAGGCAUUAAAGCAUGGAAUGUUGAUGCAAAGAGAGUUGUUUGUGAUCUCAACACAACUGAAGCAUUUCCGAGUGUUUUGGACAUAAAGUGCAGCCCCGUAGAACCAAUUUUUGUUUCUGCAGCAGCAUCCAGGGGGCGUGGCUCAUGGCGUUACACAGAUAAUUUGGGGUUUGCUUCAUUAACUGUGUGGAACAUGAAGACAUGGAAGCCUAUGACAGUCCUUCCUCUUGGUAAAGACCCACCUGCCAUCACUUCCCUAAGUUUCAAUCACAACGGAAAAAUUUUAGCAGCCGCAGCAACUGAUGGGAUGAUUCACAUGUUUGACAUGUCAGCGGGCCUUCAAAUUACUGGAUGGCCUGCACAUGAUUCUGCCAUAAGCUCAAUUCUUUUUGGGCCAGAUGAGACCAGCAUUUUCAGUUUGGGAACAGAUGGAAAGAUUUUGGAAUGGAGCUUGCAAAAUCAAGGUCGAGUCCUUUGGUCGAGAAAUUGCAGCAGGUUCUGUGACCCUGAGAGCUCAAAACAUUGCAGACACGAAAUGGCGUUAGAUGCUAAUGGGAAGAGGCUGUUGGUAACAUCUGGUUCAGUAAGAGCACCCAUAUAUCAGGUUCGAGGUAACAAUGGGUUGAAAACUCUUGCGCACACUGCUGCUAUAACUACGGUCGAUUGGCACCCGACCUUGCCCAUUUUCUUGACUGGAUCGGCUGAUAACUCUGUCCGAGUAACUUCUAUUUUAUAAAGGUUUGUCAUGUUAUAUAUCUGUCUUUGUUUAUGCCUCCUUGGUCUUCUUUGAGGUUUAAUGGGGCGGACGUGGACUUAAACUUGAGUUCGUUUCAACAAAAUUUCACUUUGUUAUGCCUUCA